Quercus lobata is the source of this 771-nucleotide messenger RNA. RefSeq lists its product as uncharacterized. The record is from RefSeq and is a predicted model, not a curated record. The transcript has 7 exons. The coding region runs from base 274 to 756 and encodes 160 amino acids. NCBI's taxonomy places the organism in Eukaryota, Viridiplantae, Streptophyta, Magnoliopsida, Fagales, Fagaceae.
AGGCUUAGGUUGAGUUAUGCUAUGAAGCUGUAUUGCUCAAUGCCUAUAUACACACCUUUUUUCUCAUAUAUGUAUAUAUGUUAAACCAUCCCCAGGGCAUCACCUUUGGCAUCUAUCACUAUACGCAACCUUUUGCUGUAUACUACAAAUGAAAAUUGGCAGGUUGUAAAUCUUAAAGAGGCGCGGGACUUCUCCAAUAAUGAAAAGUACAUCUAUGUGUUCAAAAAACUUGAAUGGGAAUCUUUGUCUAUUGAUCUCCUGCCUCAUCCCGAUAUGUUUAUGGAUGCAAAUUUUUCUCAAGAGAGAGGAAGCCAAAGAGAUGAUGAUGGUGCAAAGCGAGUUUUUUUUGGCGGAGAGCGCUUUCUUGAAGGAAUAUCGGGACAAGCUUAUAUCACAGUGCAAAGGACUGAACUAAACUGUCCACUUGGGCUUGAGGUCCAGUUACAUAUUACAGAAGCUGUUUGUCCUGCAUUAAGUGAGCCAGGACUACGUGCUCUUCUACGAUUCUUGACUGGAUUAUAUGUCUGUUUAAAUAGAGGAGAUGUUGAUUCAAAGGCCCAGCAGCGAUCUACUGAAGCAGCAGGACGUUCUCUAGUCUCUAUUGUUGUGGACCACAUAUUUCUCUGCAUUAAAGAUGCUGAGUUCCAGCUUGAACUUUUGAUGCAGUCACUCUUAUUUUCACGGGUAUUUUUUAAUGACUUACUCAACUUCUUGGUGACAUCAUCUUACUGUUUUAUCCAAGUUUUUUUUGGCUAAAAAUCAAUCCCAUCU